Macrobrachium nipponense is the source of this 2662-nucleotide messenger RNA. RefSeq lists its product as uncharacterized. NCBI's taxonomy places the organism in Eukaryota, Metazoa, Arthropoda, Malacostraca, Decapoda, Palaemonidae. The record is from RefSeq and is a predicted model, not a curated record. Bases 1 to 2181 code for a protein of 726 amino acids. The transcript is spliced from 2 exons.
AUGAAGUACCCUUGUGGCAACUGCCGUUCUAACUGUGGACGCAAUUCUAUAGAAUGUUCUGCAUGGCUCCACUGGAUCCAUAGAUUAAAUAAAGUACCAAGAUCCUCCAAACAAGAGCUGAUGGAUGCUGCCAGGAGUGAAAGUCUGUUGCUGGAGACUUACAAGAUAAGCCUGCCUGCUUGGUCAAAACGAGAACCUGGCAAUGUGACUGGCACGCCUGACACUGUAGCUGUUGGGGUGUUACAGCUGUUACACCCUGUGGUACUCGACACGCACGUGCCUCUGUCUGUGAUAGGUGAUGGAAACUGUUUGUAUAGAGCUGUGUCACGUGCACUGUACAACACAGAGGAACAUCACUUGUUAAUAAGACUCAAAGCAGCAUUGGAGAUUGCUAUGUAUCCCAGCUACUAUGACGUAGAGGAUCCACAUUAUGUCGACCAGGUGAAGGACGACAGGCUACUGCAUGACACAUACGAUGGAUUGCUGUCUUCUGCUGCUACCCCUGGUGUGCCUGCUGCAGGCAAGACGUGCAUGGCCGACAGUUGCACUGCAGACGGCAGUCAAGCUGAUUGUUGUGAUGUUCAAGUCCAGGUCAGCUUUGCCGACAGCAACGAUAGAGACAACAGUAGCAGUCACUGCAUUGAAGAAGGAACCUGUAAGAACAGCGUUGCCGAAAAUGAAGCAGUAAGCUUUAGGGAGAACAGUCUUGCCGACGACACUACCGACAGAAGCAGCGAUGACACAGAAGAAAGCAGUGACGCUACCCCAGCUGGUUGCAUUGCAGAAGGUGGCAAAGAACUCCCCAUUGGACCACAUGCAGCGCCAGCAUUUCUUGCCAUCGACGACUGUGUCACGUUAAUUAGGUCAACUAACAAAGACCAAGUUACCGAUUAUGUGCCAAGAGGUACCAAAGAAAACAGAUACUACUUGGUGAAAAACACAGACAAUCUUAAGCGACGAGAUGAGGGGAAAAUGAGCCAGUUUUGGGACGACUGCGGCACUUGGGCGAAAGGAGGUCCAACAACUAAGACGUUAUACCUGUGUCUACCCCUGAAAAAUCUCCAGAAAGUGGUUUUAAAGAAUGAGGUCUACUGCUGGGAAAGAACAAAGCAAAAGAAGACGGUGUACAUUCCUCUAGAACCACAGCCAGAUGACGAUCAUGUGCUCGUCGUUCAUCGUCGUUAUGUCAAGCAUUCCCUUUCAUCCUUAUAUGAGAAGAGGGUUACAUGGCUGGAAGUACAAAACAAUGAACUUGACAUUGCAAUUUAUGAAUAUAAGGGUACCUUCCCUGGCAGAGCUCCACACAAACAGUCACAUGGACAGAGUGAAUACAUAAGAACAAAGCCAUGCAUUAUAAAUACUAUUAAAGAAAAGGCUACAACUACCAAAGCCAAAGACAUUUACAAUGAUUGUGACAUCAUCAAUGGCCCUAGAAAUGUAAAGCAAGUCAGAGAUAUCAUAUACCAGAACAAAAAAGAAAAAAACCCAACCUCCACCAAACAAACCACUUUUGCUGACCAAAUGACUCUUCUAGAAGACCUACAAGUAACAACACCUUUCAUACAAAAGAUUUGUCGUCAUCAUGGGAAAGUACCUUGUGCCAUUCUCUACAAUGCUGAACAAAUAGCUGAUCUUAAGAGAUUCUGCUGCACGUCAGGGGCACUUACUACAGUUUUGGGAGUUGACAAGACAUACAACUUGGGGGAACUCCACGUCACUGCAACAGUCUUCAAAAACUUAGCUGUCAGAAGACGAUCCACUGACGACCACCCAAUUAUGGCGGGCCCGAUAUUUCUUCAUGGGAAUUCGGACACCGACACAUAUUUCGUAUUCUUCCAACAUUUGGCUGGGAUGCUAGUGGACACUGAUGUUCACCCUGUCCUUGGAAGCGACGAAGAGAAGGCAAUUCGUCUGGCUUUUCAAAAAGCCUUUCCUGGUGCUUCCAUGAUUUGUUGCACAAGACAUCUUAGAAACAAUGUCAAUGAGUUUUUAAAAGACAAAUCUGGAUGCAACAAUGCUACUCGAAAAAUCAUCACUGCAAAGAUUUUUGGAGAGGAAGGUAUCGUAGCUGCAGAUGAUGAUUUAUCAUGGGAGAUGAAAGUCGAGGAUUGCAAGAAACUAAUAACUGAUCAAACACCCAGCUUCCUAAGUACUUUAAUUCUCGCAUUGUCCCACUCCUGACUGAAAACUUCAAUACAACCAAAAAUCGUUCCUUGCAUAAAAUAACAAUGACCUGGACAAACAAUAAUUGCGAAAGCUUGAAUCGUGUCAUCAAACAAGCUAUUGAAUGGAAAGCUAAGAAGCUUAAUGAACUGGUGCUGAAACUUCAGGAUAUAGUCAGCGCACAAUAUAAAGAAGUAACUAGAAGUAUGCUGGACAUGGGAGACUUCCUUUUGGAUCAUGCCUACAUGUCAUUUACACUGAACAAGGAUAAAUGGUGUACUAUGACAUGUGCACAAAGAGAUGGACACAUGUGGCGUUUUCUUAAGAAACCCAAAGACUUUGACAAUAAAAUCAGCAGGACCGAGCAUGGACACAUGGCCGUUACGCCAAAACAUCGUGGAAAAAAACCAGGUCAAAGAAAACGGACAAAGGCUGUUAAAUCAACAUCAUGGAAUAAGAGAAUAAGGACUGUCAGUAAAUGUGACAGACAUUUAGACCU